This is a messenger RNA of Aspergillus aculeatus ATCC 16872, 969 nucleotides long. RefSeq lists its product as uncharacterized. Bases 1 to 969 code for a protein of 322 amino acids. Lineage: Eukaryota; Fungi; Ascomycota; Eurotiomycetes; Eurotiales; Aspergillaceae. The transcript is spliced from 5 exons. The record is from RefSeq and is a predicted model, not a curated record.
AUGGGCGAUCUUCCGAUAGUGGAACAGUGUGGGUUGUUCCCCUUUCACCCUGAGAGUGCGGAAAGCUUUGUCGAUAUUAUUGCGGUUCACGGACUUGAUGGUCAUUACAAAGACUCCUGGACUUGGACACCAUCAAAACCUAAUAGUGGCACGCCGUGCAAUUGGCUCAAAGAUUUAUUGCCCGCUGAUAUUCCCAAGGCGAGGAUUUUGUCAUUCGGAUACAACUCUGCGGUAACAAUUGGCAAUAUCAGCACCUUCGGGGAGCAGCUUCUUCAGCGUGCAAUUAUGUAUGCCAAUGAGCGACGAGAUAAACGGGCUUCUUGUGCAGAGUUUCUCGACAGCGUAAUAGGCAUCCUCUUCAUGGGGACACCACACAGAGGAUCAGAAGUCGCUUCAUUAGGCUCGAUUUGUGCAGAAAUGCUGCAGGCUGUAUCCUUGGGCAAAAGAACCAAUACCACUCUUCUCAAACAGUUGAGAGAAGGAUCUCAGGUGCUCCAAGAAAUUUCAAACGCUUUUGCUUUUCUCGGGGCAGAUAUCCAUAUUUACACACUAAUUGAGAGCGACAGUAUGAACUACUUACGGGACGUAAUUGUCACCCAAGGUUCAGCAAGACUCAACAUCUCCAACGAGGAUGUUUUUAUUCUUGAUGGAAAUCAUUCAACCAUGUGCAAAUUUCCCGGCAGAACUGAGAAUUACAGGACUGUCUUAGGGAUUAUUCGAGAACUACUUGAAGAGAUAGUUGUUGGGAUUUACCGCCUCUCCAUUACUGACGAAGAGACCCUAACAGUUGUGAAUGACCACGGAGAUGUGAAACUAAGACCUAGAAAUGACGAAGACGCGCAGAAAUGGAGGGUCGAAAGAGACGAAGAGGGAUGUUUUAGUUUUCGGAACUUGCAUAACGGGGGAUUGCUGGGGGUCAAUGGGGGUGGCUGGGUUGGAGCUGAGCGCACUGACUACAAUAUCGCCUAG